Messenger RNA from Clonostachys rhizophaga, 768 nucleotides. Lineage: Eukaryota; Fungi; Ascomycota; Sordariomycetes; Hypocreales; Bionectriaceae. The record is from the annotation of a GenBank genome assembly.
AUGGCUCCCCAGGGUCUCGCCAUCAUCAUCGGCGCCGGCCGCACCUCAGGCGCCGGCAUCGCCCGUGUCCUCGCCGAUCCCCAGAAGGGCAACAUGGCCGUCGCCCUCCUCGCCCGCAACAAGGACGCCCUCGAUGCCCUCGCCUCGGACCUGCGCGUCUCGUCCAACGGCGGCAUCCUCCAGGCCUUCGCCACCAACACCAACCCCGACCGCCUCAAGGCCACCUUUGCCCAGAUCGCCGCGGAGCCCGCCUUCAAGGACCUCAAGCUCGCCCUGGCCAUCUACCACGUCCGCAACGCCGCCCGCAAGCCCUUCCUCGAGGAGACGCCCGAGGCCUUCAACGAGACCAUGCAGACCUACACCACCGGCGCCGUCGUCUUCGCCCAGGAGGCCCUCAAGCUCAUGUACGCCCAGCACGGCGGCCAGACGCCCCUCGCUGAGACCGCGGGCGCCGUCAAAGGCACCAUCAUCUUCACGGGGACGCUGGGAGCCCUGCGCACGAACCAGAACUACGCGUCGUACGGGGCCUCGCGUGCCAGCGUGCGCAUGAUCGCCCAGGCCAUCGCCAAGGAGCACAGCAAGUUCGGCGUGCACGUCGUCCACGCCAUCGCCAACGGGCCCAUCGCCGACGAGGACAGCGAGAAGACGCAGACGGGGGUCAGCAUGAGGGGCGAGGACGUGGGGGAGACGUAUCUCUGGCUGUCGAGGCAGCCGUCGUCGCUGUGGGUGCACGAGCUGGAUAUGCGUCCGGCGCAGGAGAACUUUUAG